Cottoperca gobio is the source of this 2501-nucleotide messenger RNA. Its product is annotated as NADH-ubiquinone oxidoreductase 75 kDa subunit, mitochondrial-like. Gene Ontology annotation, molecular function: iron-sulfur cluster binding; NADH dehydrogenase (ubiquinone) activity. Gene Ontology annotation, biological process: ATP synthesis coupled electron transport. Gene Ontology annotation, cellular component: membrane. The record is from RefSeq and is a predicted model, not a curated record. NCBI's taxonomy places the organism in Eukaryota, Metazoa, Chordata, Actinopteri, Perciformes, Bovichtidae.
UAGGACUCAAUGCUAUUUCCGCUAACGCCAUUGCUGUUUGAUUGGUGGUAAAAACUCAGAUCACUGCUGUUCUGGUCAAGAAGGCCAAAUAGCGAAAGAGUCAUGUUGCGACUGCCAUCCGUCGGCCGGGCUCUAGCCACAGUUGCCAAGGGCAGCCUGGCUCCCAACACUGUGCGUACUCCAGUGCGUGCUGCCAGCAACAUGGUGGAAGUGUUUGUGGAUGGGAAACCACUGGAGGUGGAGGUUGGAACAACUGUGCUGCAGGCCUGUGAGAAGGCAGGAAUCCAGAUCCCCAGGUUCUGUUACCAUGAGCGUCUCUCAGUGGCGGGAAACUGUCGUAUGUGUCUGGUGGAGAUUGAGAGAGCUCCAAAGCCGGUAGCGGCCUGUGCCAUGCCCGUUAUGAAGGGCUGGAACAUCCUCACCAACUCAGAGAAGACACGCAAAGCCAGAGAGGGAGUGAUGGAGUUCCUGUUGGCAAACCACCCACUGGACUGUCCCAUUUGUGAUCAAGGAGGAGAGUGUGACCUGCAGGAUCAGUCCAUGCAGUUCGGUUCAGACCGCAGUCGUUUCACAGAAAGUAAGAGAGCAGUGGAGGACAAGAACAUCGGGCCGCUCAUCAAAACCAUCAUGACCCGCUGCAUCCAGUGCACACGCUGCGUCCGUUUUGCCAGCGAGAUCGCAGGUGUUGAAGACCUGGGAACAACAGGAAGAGGAAACAACCUGCAGAUCGGGACGUACGUGGAGAAGAUGUUCAUGUCCGAGCUGUCGGGAAACGUCAUCGACAUCUGUCCUGUCGGAGCGCUCACCUCCAAACCCUACGCCUUCACCGCAAGACCCUGGGAGACCAGGAAAACGGAGUCGAUCGACGUGCUGGAUGCUGUAGGCAGUAACAUCCUGGUAAGCACAAGAGGCGGGGAGGUGAUGAGGGUGAUGCCCAGGCUGAACGAAGAUGUCAACGAAGAGUGGAUCUCAGACAAGACCAGGUUUGCAUAUGAUGGUCUGAAGAGGCAGAGGUUGACCCAACCAAUGGUGAAGGAUGAUGCAGGUCAGCUGACCCCGACCACCUGGGAGGACGCUCUCACUCGUGUUGCUGGAGCACUGCAGAGCGUGCAGGGCAGUGAGGUAGCAGUCAUUGCAGGAGGGAUGGCCGACGCUGAGGCUCUGGUUUCCCUCAAAGACCUCCUCAACAGACUCGACUCCGAAAACCUCUGCACUGAGGAGCUCUUCCCGAUGGCGGGAGCAGGCACUGACCUGCGGUCCAACUACCUGUUGAACACCGGCAUCGCCGGCAUGGAGGACUGUGACCUGCUGCUGCUCGUAGGAACUAACCCGCGCUACGAAGCCCCGCUGUUCAACGCCCGCAUCCGCAAGAGUUGGCUCCAUAAUGAGCUGCGUGUUGCCAUGGUGGGUCACAAUGUUGAUCUGAGCUACUCGUACGACCAUCUGGGGGAGGAGACGUCAGUCCUGAAGGAGCUGGCUAACGGCACACACCCCUUCUGCCAGGUUUUGUCAGCUGCUAAGCGUCCAGUCGUGCUCGUGGGAAGCAGCACUCUGCAGAGAGAAGACGGAGCUGCCAUUUUGAGCGCCGUCUCCACCAUCGCUCAGAACGCCAGAACCAGCAGUGGAGUGGAAGAGGGGUGGAAAGUCCUCAACGUCCUGCACAGAGUGGCCAGUCAGGUGGCUGCGUUGGACCUGGGCUACAAGGCUGGUGUGGACGCCAUCCGGGCAAAUCCCCCCAAAGUCCUGUUCUUGCUGGGAGCAGAUGCCGGCUGCAUCACCAGAGCCGACCUGCCUAAAGAGAGCCUCAUCAUCUACCAGGGUCACCAUGGUGACGUAGGAGCACAGAUGGCAGACAUCAUCCUCCCCAGCGCUGCCUACACAGAGAAAAACGCCACCUAUGUAAACACUGAAGGUCGGAGCCAACACACCCGGGUGGCUGUCACCGCUCCUGGGAUGGCCAGAGAGGACUGGAAGAUCAUCAGGGCCGUUUCUGAACUGGCCGGCGUAGCGCUGCCCUACGACUCUCUGGAGGAGGUCCGAUCCAGACUAGCAGAGGUCUCUCCCAAUCUGAUCCGUUACAGCGACGUAGAGGAGGCAAACUACUUCAAACAGGCCAACGAACUUGCCCAGGCUGUGAACCAGGAGCUUCUAGCUGCUCCUCUGGUGCCACCUCAGCUAACAGCAAAGGACUUCUACAUGACGGACCCUAUCAGCAGGGCUUCCCAGACGAUGGCCAAAUGCGUCAAAGCGGUGACAGAAGGGGCUGUCGAUGAGCCGUCAGUUUGCUGAACACACACACACACACACAAACAGUACAACAAUAAAAACUCUCUCUACUACACGCACACACACUUCUCUGGACAAACUGUGUUGCUCCUUAAUUUAAAGUUGUCCAUGAUACUUGUACUAUACAGUUUCCUCCACUCCUGUGAGCAAGCUUUGUUGAAUAAAGCGUAUAAAAAAACGUAUUAAAUAUGAAUAAAAUCUUACGAAUGUCUUUA